GUUUACCAUGACGUUCAUUACAGAGGCAAGUCCGAACAAAUGUCUCCCUACGCGUAAUAAAUUAUAUGACACAGCAGCCUUAUAAAGGAGUCGAUUUAACGUACUUACUCAGCUCAGAGUAUCCUUUUUCGUCUGGAGACAGAGAAAAUUUAAAUGCAAUGUGAACUGAUCAUUUUCGCAGUAACCAGUAUGAUUCCUUAAUGCUUCUACCUGUCAAAGCGAAAUCCUUCAGUGGACUGAUAAUGAAAAUGAUGCAUGCCGAGGAUGAACUGACCAAAGCAGCCGCGACUGGAAACACUUACCAUGUUCAGUUUUUACUAUCUAACGGAGUGAAUGUGAACGGUGUUAACAAAUUCGGAAGAACACCUAUACAGGUGAUGAUGAUGGGUAACACACUUUUGGCUCACCUGCUGCUGGAAUAUGGAGCAGAUCCUAAUGUGCCUGAUCCCGGGACAGGAAGCACUCCUUUGCACGAUGCUGCCAGAAGCGGAUUCAUGGACACCGUGCGGCUUUUAAUUCGCUUCAACGCCGAUCCCAAUGCAACAGAUCACAGCAAUUUACGACCUGUGGAUGUGGCACGGCAGACUGGCCAUAUGGACGUGGCUGAAUUUCUCAGUCGUAUUUAAACGCUAAAGUUCUUCUCUCUUUUUUUUUGGUAACUACAUAUUUAUCACAUAAUAUGACUGGUUUAAAAAAUAACGGAAUGAGCGCAGCAG
This is a messenger RNA of Sinocyclocheilus grahami, 716 nucleotides long. It is a transcript of the gene cdkn2, whose product is annotated as cyclin-dependent kinase inhibitor 2A/B (p15, inhibits CDK4). Gene Ontology annotation, molecular function: protein kinase binding; cyclin-dependent protein serine/threonine kinase inhibitor activity. Gene Ontology annotation, biological process: regulation of cyclin-dependent protein serine/threonine kinase activity; regulation of G1/S transition of mitotic cell cycle; negative regulation of cell population proliferation. The coding region runs from base 201 to 626 and encodes 141 amino acids. NCBI's taxonomy places the organism in Eukaryota, Metazoa, Chordata, Actinopteri, Cypriniformes, Cyprinidae. Gene Ontology annotation, cellular component: nucleus; cytoplasm. The record is from RefSeq and is a predicted model, not a curated record. The transcript is spliced from 2 exons.